Myxocyprinus asiaticus (Chinese sucker) is the source of this 2549-nucleotide messenger RNA. RefSeq lists its product as uncharacterized. Gene Ontology annotation, molecular function: oxidoreductase activity, acting on metal ions. The record is from RefSeq and is a predicted model, not a curated record. The transcript is spliced from 32 exons. The coding region runs from base 34 to 2160 and encodes 708 amino acids. Lineage: Eukaryota; Metazoa; Chordata; Actinopteri; Cypriniformes; Catostomidae.
UUGGGUAAAAAUGUGUUUGUGCGGAAAGACGAUAUGAGGAAUAGUUACAAUAGAAGAACAGAAGAACAGAACAGAAGAACCGACUGGCAGUUCCUCACGAUGAAUACUGCGGACUGUCUCCUUUUUCUGUUAUGUGGAGCUACCAUGUUGCAGUUCAUCACCUGCUACAGUGAUGGAAGUAUAUUGGAGGAUGAAUGUUCAGGAAUGAACAUCAAUCAUUUGGAUGAAAAUGAUGUAAAAAUACCAGCACAAACUACUGAAACUCCUUUCAAGAUCAUACCAGAAGUUCAAACCUUCAAUAAUUCUGAAGUGGAAACCACCAUUACUGUGUCACUUACGGCUAUCAAUUCUCCAUUUACUGGUUUUCUGUUGGAGGCCCGUAAGUGUGAUAGCUGUCCGCCUGCUGGUACUUUUAGUUUGAUUGACUCGAGCAGCAGCACACUCCUGACGUGUGAUGGUCAAUCUGGCAGGGCUGUGAGUCACAUUAAUAAUCUAGAUAAAACAUCCAUCACAGUGCACUGGCAAGUUCCAGAGAGUGGAACAUUCUACUUCAGAGCUGCAUUCACUAGGGACUACUUCAUGUUUUGGCAAAGAAAGCCAAUCAUACUUCCGACAACUGCACCUACCACUGUGACCACCACUGUAAAAGCCACUAUAAGCCGAACAGUCACACCAACAUUGCCUCUACCAUCAAAUACAAACUCCACUCCAGUCACACCAGCAUUGCCUCUACCAUCAAAUACAGACUCCACUCUAGUCACACCAGCAUUGCCUCUACCAUCAAAUACAAACUCCACUCCAGUCACACCAACAUUGCCUCUACCAUCAAAUACAAACCUCACUCCAGUUCCAUCAGCAUUUCCUGCAACCUCAACUGCAGACUCCACCCCAGUCACACCAACAUUGCCUCUACCAUCAAAUACAAACUCCACUCCGGUCACACCAGCAUUGCCUCUACCAUCAAAUACAAACUCCACUCCAGUCACACCAACAUUGCCUCUACCAUCAAAUACAAACUCCACUCCAGUCACACCAACAUUGCCUCUACCAUCAAAUACAAACUCCACUCCAGUCACACCAACAUUGCCUCUACCAUCAAAUACAAACCUCACUCCAGUUCCAUCAGCAUUUCCUGCAACCUCAACUGCAGACUCCACCCCAGUCACACCAACAUUGCCUCUACCAUCAAAUACAAACUCCACUCCGGUCACACCAGCAUUGCCUCUACCAUCAAAUACAAACUCCACUCCAGUCACACCAACAUUGCCUCUACCAUCAAAUACAAACCUCACUCCAGUUCCAUCAGCAUUUCCUGCAACCUCAACUGCAGACUCCACCCCAGUCACACCAACAUUGCCUCUACCAUCAAAUACAAACUCCACUCCGGUCACACCAACAUUGCCUCUACCAUCAAAUACAAACUCCACUCCAGUCACACCAACAUUGCCUCUACCAUCAAAUACAAACUCCACUCCAGUUCCAUCAACAUUUCCUGCAACCUCAAAUACAAACUCCAUUCCAGUUCUAUCAACAUUGCCUUCCCAAUGUGGGGAUUAUGUGAGAUGUGUUUUAGCACUGUUACUUCUCAGUCGUCUAUGUUUUCUUGACUCCUCUCUCCUGAUAAUCAUCAGGCCAGUUUUAAAAAUGGUCACCAUGACUGGGUCUGUCUUUCAACUAGCUUUCAUAAUUGUUGCUGUCGUCCUUGUACUGAUAAGAGCAAUUCAAUAUGUGUGUGUGUGCGAUUGUGCUGGUUUGGAUGUUGCAUUUCCUACUCUGACAGUGAUUUCCAUGGUUACAAGCUUGCUGCACACCAUCACUGUUUUUCUUCACUGUGGACCAAGCCAUGAGCUAAGGAAGUAUUGGCUGUACGGCCUCAUCAUUAUGGACCUACUAAAUACCUGCAUUACAACGGCUGCAAUAUUUGUUGGACUGCGGUGCUUUCAAGAGCAGUGGCUACUAAUAUUAAUGGGAGUUUAUGUUAUUUGGGAGAUCAUGUUGUACAUCAGUCAGAUAAGAAAAGACGGAGAUAUUCAGAGUCAGAUUCUGGAAAAGAAAAUAUCCCCAUGGAUCAUUAUGUUUAUCAUCUUUUCCAUACUUAAUGUAAUGUUUACAAUCGCACUUAUUGCAGGAGUUUCUUUGGAAAGAAUGAUAACGUGUUAAUCAAAAUACUUCUUUAAGUUUGCAAAAUGAAAGCAUUCUGUGGGAUUGAAAUUCUGUAGAUUUGUUUUUGUUGUCAAAUGACUUGCAAUUCUUUAUCUGGAACUUUAUUGCCUUUUUCUUAAAUAAGAUUAUAAAGUGCAUUUUAAAAGAUGACUAAUAUAUUUUGAAAUGGAUUUCCCUCUUUUCCUGAAAAUAGGUUAUCAAAACUAUACUGUUAUUUAAAACUCUGUAAAUAAUAAACUUCAUCUUGGUUCCACAGAAUCUUGGCAAAUUAUUAAUUUUUUUAGGUGUAGGAGUUGGAGUGGGAGAUUGUUGUGGAAAUUAACACGUCUCAGAAAGCAAGUGUCUCAUCUGGCAGUCUAUAUUUUCAUGUCAUUGCUGCUUUUCAG